This is a messenger RNA of Glarea lozoyensis ATCC 20868, 618 nucleotides long. RefSeq lists its product as uncharacterized. The record is from RefSeq and is a predicted model, not a curated record. The coding region runs from base 1 to 618 and encodes 205 amino acids. The transcript is spliced from 2 exons. NCBI's taxonomy places the organism in Eukaryota, Fungi, Ascomycota, Leotiomycetes, Helotiales, Helotiaceae.
AUGCUCUUUGGAGUGCUAUUCGCCUUUUGGCGCUUUAUGGAAAUCAUCACCUUGAUCCCGACACUUGGUAUGCUAGCCUACUUUGUAAACAUCUACAACAAAAACAACCUCCUCACGCCAAACUACAUCCUCAUCCUCUUCAUCGUCUCCGUCCUCGGCGCCGUCUGGGCCAUCGCAACACUCUUCACCUACCAUCGCGCGCGCUCUAACGCCCUAUUCGUAUCCUUCAUCGACCUCUGCUUCAUCGGCGCAUUCAUCGGAUCCGUCUACGAACUUCGUGGCAUCACAAACUACAACUGCACAAGCAUCAAUCGAAGCACCAACCCAUUCUUCAGCAUCGGCGUCGGAAAUUCUGGGUUCAGUCUCAGUGGCUUCAAUGUGAAUACCGAUAAAACAUGCGCCAUGCUCAAAGCUUGCUUUGCGUUCGGCAUCAUGAAUUGCAUAUUCUUCGCCAUUACAUCUUUCCUGGCGUUAUUCCACGGCAGAAAGGAUUCGAAGCGCAAGGAGAAGGAUGUUUAUGUGCGCGAAACCCAUUACUCUCGCCAUGGACAUCGAAGGAGCGGAUCUCAUCGCAGCCAUCACAGCUCGCACUCUGGUAGACGACAUGCAUAUGUUUGA